Molecule: messenger RNA, 9819 nt
Organism: Nasonia vitripennis (jewel wasp)
Lineage: Eukaryota; Metazoa; Arthropoda; Insecta; Hymenoptera; Pteromalidae
Exons: 12
Coding region: 886-7032 (2048 amino acids)
Biological process (GO): cell-cell junction organization
Cellular component (GO): apical junction complex; plasma membrane
Source: RefSeq, a predicted model, not a curated record
GUAGCGCGAGAGAGAGAAAGCAACAAACUCCCGAGUGUAGCAGAGCUCGCUCGAGUCGAGAGCGCGGAGAACACCGAGUCAGCGACACGCCGCUCGUCUGUGCGGGACUGCUGCGCCGCCGCCACCGCUCUCUGCUGUGUGUGCGUCUAUUGUAUAUAUUACGCGCUUCUUCCUCUCGAGCGAAGGAUUAUGUGUAUCGCGUAGUAUAGUACGCGUAGUAGUGAGAACCAGGUGCUACCAAAGAGUGCGCGCGCUUGAAAAAUUUCCCGCGAGUCCUGCAAGUGCUGCUGGCGACGCAGGCGCAGUGUUACACGCAACCGCUUUUCGCAUGUCUCGCGAUAAGCGAACGAGAGGAGAAGAGCGCGAUAGUAUCGGAGAUGCAGCGGUGCAGCCAUCCGCAGUGCGCGAUGCUGACGCGACAGCCGCCGCGUAGACGAGAACGAUGAGGACCGCCGGCGUGGCUCCUGCUUCUUCUUCUUCUACUACUUCUCGCAGUCAACUGGCACUACUACACAGGUGCGGUACAGCGAUCGGAUUGUGACAAUCCGAGUAGGAUACGUAUACAGCAGCGGAGUGCAAGCAACAGUGUGUGAAAGCAAACCUAACUCGUGCGCCGCGUAUAGCCGCGUCUAUACGCGCAUGCAGCAGCGGAGGAAAGGAGGGCAUUUAAAGAACCUGGAUCCGGAGGAUCGACGACCGAGAGUGAGAGAGAGAGAGAGAAAGAGAGAAGCCAACGCCGAGUGUGUGAGUGUAUGUAUGUGUUCGUAUUCGUGUGUGCAGCACGAGAUACCUCUCUCUCUCUCUUGCUCACUCGCUCGCUUGCCCUGGGAUAGAGCCUGGAAUGCGCGCUGACAGGAAGAAAGCGCAUGCGGAGCGCAGCAGGUGAUGAGCUCAGCAUCGCCGGAGGAUCCGAAGAGCAUCAGCACAAGCUGCCUGGACAACACAGCCAUGGGUCCAGAGAUGGACCUGGCGAACCGACCGAGUCCCUGGCUUCCGGCCUACGGUUUCCAGCUUCAACCGCACUAUCAACCCACGCACGAGGAUCUACGCGCUAACGAAACGAUGCUGGUCCAGCAGGUGGACUUUCUGGAGACGAUUCUGGAGGAGACAUCGGACGACUUGCAGAGCGAUUCCGACCGCAGCGGCACCACCUACUGGCUUGGCUCCGACUCGGAAACCGAGAGCGUCAUACACAUAAAGGCUGGACAACGUACGGCAGAGGAAAAGCAGGAUGGCAGCGGGAGCGAGUGCAACUCGGUGGUCCCGAAGAAGCGCCGACGCAAGAACGGCACCGACGCCAACAGCCUGGACCAGCAGAACAACGGCUCUUCGCCGCGUUCGUCCCGCGACUCCUCCGCCUCUUCGCGCUCCAGUUCUCUCCUGCAGUUCGAGUCCCUGGAGCGCACUUGUGCGACCCUCUCGCCGUCCAGCUACAGCUUCGACUCGCUCGAGUACAACAAUAGGGUACAGCUGGCCCAGCAGGGUAUGGCCAACGGAAGCCUCUCCUCGGCCAGGCACGAGGCUUGCGCUUCGCCGGACAGUCUGGAGCAGGACUACGUGGGACACGUGAACGGAUAUCUGCCCGACGUGCAGAGAGAGACGAACGACGGGUUGUUCGGAAGACUGAGGCCUUACCGGAGCUUCGAGAGCCUGGGGGAGAAGGAUCUGAUGCCCAGGGAGCAGCAGCUAGGAGGACUGCUGUCGAACGGGUUCGCGAGUCACGCUUUUGGAAAGAAUUGCGACCUGUCGAGAGUGGCGAGGAGGCCGAGGUCUAGGAGAAGGAGGGAUCCCUGGAAUCUCAACGAUCCGGACGCCUACUCGGACUACGAGGAGGACAACUCGUCGGACAACCUCAGCGACGACAAUCCGAACGACGACGACGACGACUUUGGCCCACCCAGCCGCUACAGCGAAGUGGACCAGCUGCUCGUCUUCGGCGACCCUUCGACCCAGUACCAGCACGCGGCCUCGCUCGACUGCCGCAACAGCGUCGACCUGCGCGAGUUCGGCCUCGACUCCGACGACGAGCUCAAGCGUCGCGAGAUCACCUUCCUUGAACUUAAGGCUGCCACUAGGCUGAAUUUACCCUCGGGACCCGCUAGUACCGACUCGGCCCUUGACGACCUCGAUCUCGACGACAUCGACCCCAGCGUGCAGCUGCGGCGAAGACACCACCAUCACCACCAUCACCAUCAUCAUCACCACCAUCGCGGCAGUGCCGGUAGCGGGAGCGGCGGCACGGCUGGCAACUCGCUGCAGCAGCACUCGAGCAGCGCGGAGUCGCGCCAAAGCGGCGGUGGCGCUGCUGCCAACAGCGCCGUCAGCGGCGGGGCGGCGGGCGGCUUUAAUUUUAGAUUCACGGAUAAGUGGCGCAGCGCACCCAGUCUGCCGGCCAGCCUCUUGGACUCCGCAGCAGUCGCAGCGGCCGCCGCUGCAUCUUCCUCGUCGUUCGCCUCGUCGGCCGCGAGUCUCACGCUCCGCUACGAGAAUUACACGCGCGUGGCCAGUGUCCCCGUGGAUCUAGAUCUUUGCGGUCGCAACAGCCGGAGCCUUGUGCUCGACGAUGCCCUCGACGACGACGUCGCCGUUGCCGAGACCGAGGAGUUUCUGUCGGAGCGAGCUGUGAAUAGACUCAGUUCCGAGGAGAGAACGAUCUGCGAGGACAGAAGCAAGAGUGACAGUGAGAGUAGCAGUGAGGCAACAGAGGAGCAGGAAACAGAAGAGAUGGCGGAGGUGGUAGCGGUGAACCACGACGGCGGCAUGCCGGAGGACGACAUAGAGCCGGGCAAGAUCGUGGGCGAGGAGAAGGCACGCAUGCGAAAGCGCGCCAAGGAGCUCAACUCGUCCGUAAAGACGCAGGACGGCAGCCAGCAGCAGCAGAGCUCGGGUAUCCUCGCGGAGAUGAACUCGGAGACGCCGAGCAAGCUAGACGAGGAGGUGCAAAAUAUGCUGGAGGAGAAGUCUGUGCCGACCUCGACCGUGAAGAUUCAGGACCCAGUCGAGAGUAACGUGCUGGAGAUAGCCAAAGCUAUGGAGAACGACGUGGACGCGGUGGUGGACGAGGCCAUUCGCCAGCUGCAGCGCGAGGUCGAGGAGGCGACGAGUAGCAACAGCGCGAACGUCGAGGAGCUCGCCGCCGCGCUCGAGAACGCACAGCAAAUGAAGGCGAGCAUGCAGGCGCAGCGGCGCCGCGUCAAGAACAACGCGAGCUACGAGCUCGCACAGCAGUACACGGUCGACGAGAACAGCUUUCGACGCAAAAGCAAUCAGCCGGCUUCUAUCUCCGAGGGCAAGGAUGCCGUCUCUCCUUCCAGGCCGCGACGUGUUCUGAAUAACGCCAGCUACGAGCUGGCACAGCAGUGCGACUACAUGAGGAAUCUAUCGUUUAGCAAGCCCUUCUACCGCAUGGACGCCUGCGAGGAGUUGACCGAGCCGUCGUCGGGACGUUCGUCCAGGUUAAAGGUGAGUGACCUCGUGGAGGAGAUGACCGGCUCGGCCUCGAAUCUCGUGAGCGAAGCGCGCCGCGAUUACGUGCCCGACUCCAGGACCUACUCGAAAUCCACCGAGAACGUGUCGGCCUCCAGGCAGCAGCGUCAGCAGAAACGGAAGGACAGCGGCGGCGAGUCGCCAACACUGCUGGACCAGAUAAAAAAAAACUCGGAUUUCUUUUCGACUGGUGGAAGCGACGCUGCUGAGCGACGGCCGUCGCAUCAGGCUCCAGCCGUCGCAACCGCUGCUUUAGACGACGAGGUAGAUUACCCCUGCUUACUGGAGAACAAACCCAUCGUAGCUGCAUCCAUUAUCACGGAGAAGACGACAGCGGAAAAGGACAGCGAUAGCGUGACAGAAACUACGACGACAACGACUAGGACGAGAGAAGAUACACCGCUGAAGAGAUCGUUCAUUGGCGAGUUUUACCCGGACAAGUUGGGUCCCCCGCGAGGCGCGAUAGUGUCAAAGAGUUGCGAAGACGUGACGAGUUCGCCGGGCGAUAGACUCUGGAGGGUGGUGGUGGAGACGCAGGCGGCCGCGGAGAAGGAGAGCAGCGCCGGCACUAACGAAGCGCAAGCAGCGCGACGGCGAGCAGCAACAGCAGCGGCGGCAACUCCCCCACUACUCGACACGGCGGAAUCGGCGGCGAGCAGCGGCGCCGGUGUUGGUAGCGACGACGGCAGCAGUAGUUCUCCAGCGGCCGAGCGCGACAACGCCGACGAGACGACGAUACGGCAGAGCGGACUUAGCGGUAGCGACGAGGUGCUAGUAGAAGAAGCCAGCACGGUGCAGCCGAGGGCAGCGGAGAUGUCGGCCACGGCGGCCAAGAGGCUCGCCAUGUCCGGCGAGCCGACGACCGUCCGGAGCAACAGCAUGACCAGCAUCAACAACAAUACUACGAUGCCGACGAGCCCCAAGGAGGAGAGAAAGAAGGGCGGUCUCGGAGGAUUCCUGCAGAGGUUCUCCAAGCUGCGAUUCAGUGGUCGCUCGAAAGUGCCGCGUUCCGAGGUGCAGAAAAAGAGUGGUGCUGGUGUGAUGGGUGGUGCUGGUGCGGGUGAUCAUAGUGCGCAGCGCGUGCAACAGGCGGCCCCCGGCCGGAGGAAGAAAGAGCCCGAUUACAUUAUCAUACCGCUGCAUGCGCCCGAUGAGGAGAAUAAUAGGGAGGAUGGACAGGAGCAACAAAUGCAACAACAGCAGCAGCAACCUGGCGAGAUGAGGAGGCCGGAUGUCGAAAGGAGCGCUUCGAACGUUAGCGCGAACGGGAGGCCGCCAGUGUGCAUCAGCAGCAAGAAGCCACCCUUACCACCGCAGGCGGCGAGAGGCGGUGGCGGCGCCACCGGCGCCUCAUCCACGGGCGUAGGCGUCGUCCCCCCGGCGGCAGCCCCGUCAGCCCCGUCGCGCAGACGCGCCGCCACGGACCUUGGCAACCCGGCGGCCAUCGAGAUGGCGAAGGCGCGCGCCGCGAUGCUCGCCAGCCAGGAUCACCCGCAACAGCAGCCGCAGCGCUACUACCAGCAGCAUCAGCAGCGGCCCGCCGGCCUGCUCGAGACGGACCUCGACGCGCCCGUCGACCCCGAGGAGGCGGCCGCCGCCAGCAAGAAGGCUCGCAGCCUCCUCAAUCUCAAUCACAACGGCAACCUCCACCUGCACCACCAGCAGCAUCACCACCUGCACCACCACCACCAGGCGCCGGCUCUCUCGCUCUCGAUCGCCGGGAGCGAGCAGGUCGACGACUGCGACUGCGGCGAGUACGACGAGCACGAUGUGACCGCCAACGGCUGCUGCGGCCCCCAGCAAGCGGCCCUCAACAAGCAUCUCAAUCACCAUCACCACCACCACCAUAGGGCUAAGCAGGCCAGCGAGGCGGCCGCUGGACACCACCAGCGACCACACAAAUCCAUGGAGUUCCUCCUCGACAAGGAGAAUCUGCACUUCGUCAAGGUGAGUUACCCGGAACGCACGACGUCCGCUCAAAAUCUCCACGCCCACCCGCCGGAGAACGAGCUGCAGAAGGUGGGCGAGCGCGUGCCGUCGGAGCACGAGCUCAGGGUGCAGCGUUCGCUGCAGCGGCUGAACGUACCGGACUGGUACAAGAAUUCGCCGGCGGCGCGCGAGGGCGGCGGCGGUUUCCGGCUCAAGAGGCACUCGGACGCUUCGCAACACGGCGGAUGGCGCGCCCUCGGCUCCAAGACCACCUCCCUUUCGUCGCUCUCAUCGUCUUCCAAUCGACAGCCGACCACAGGUAUAGAGACACGUACCCUGCUGAGCCCGAGCCCGACGCCGCCGGUCUUCUCGAGAUGGAGCACGAGCCUGCUGAACAGCGCCGGAAGCUCACCUGCGAGCUCCGCGCGUUCCUCCUUCAAUCAUCGGCAGCCCUACCUCGGCUGGCGCUCGCAAGAGCGUCUCACAAAUCCGCGCACGCCCGCCGAACGACUCGCCCAGGGCAUCCUACCUCAGCUGCAAAACGCAAACAAGCAACAGCAGCAGCAGUCACCGCAGCUGCACUCGCCGCACCAGCCACAAACGGUCGGUUCGCAGCUGCAACAGCAGGGCUCGCAGCCGGGCGCGACAACGAACCAGGAGGUGAGGAACUCGAUAAAGGAGGUGACAUCGGCGAUAGUGCACUACGUGCAGAGCGGCCAAGAGGUGGUGGGCGGCGGUGGUGGUCGUCUGUCUCCAAGACCCGACAACUGGGACGGCGACAGAGCCGGCGCGAGGUCCACCAGCCCUCGAGGAAGUCGAUUGGUCUGGAUGGAGAGCUCGUUCGUGGGCGUGCGCCCGGUCGAGUCACCCGACAGUCCGGCUCUUCCCCAGUCAACCAGCAGCACGACGACGAUCCAGCCGACAGCGCAAAGCCAUCUGCAGAGAAGCUCCUUCUCGUACGUGCCAGCCUCGCCGUCGCGCUCCUCGGUCCACGACGUCACGCUCACCACGACGACGGCCACAUCGCUGACGCUGACGAGCUUUCGGUCCGGAGCUGCUACCGGCGGUGAGACCAGCGAGGAGGGUGGCUCGACGCCCGGGGUCUGCUGCCCCUUCGACGACGCGGGCAGUGGCAGCUUUCUCAGCUUGAGCGGCGGCUCGACCAGCGACGUCCAUCAGCAACAGCAGAACAGCAGCCUCUUCCUCGAGCUGGCGCAGUCGCCCCGCGCGGAGGAGACCGCGACGAACAUUCUCCCCCACGAUCACCGGCACAGACAGCGCAGGCACCGCAGACCCACUGGCGGCGGUGGCAGCGAUCAGGAGUCGCGCAGGGAGUCGCCCUCGCCGACACUCCAGCAAGACAAGCAGCACCAUCAGAGCCGACACCGACACCGGCAGCCCGAGCCCACCGAAGACCAGCAACGCAGACAGCAGUCGCAGCAGCAACACCAGCGUGACGUUUGUUUUUUAAUCUGUCCACUAUCUAUCGAUUGGCUGCUGCUCGCACUGCUUGUGCUUGUCAUGGGUUGGCUAAAGUGGAAAACCGUUGAAUUCAUUGGUCUGUUAUCUUUUACUGUACAGCGAUUCGUGGAUUAUACAUACUUUAUUUUAUUUUGAUGUGGUUUCUUGCAACCGUCGAUGACGAAAUUUUUGUGAAAACUCUUGGCGAACGCGAGCCAGUUCUGUUUGCGGAAAAACGCGCAAGUGGGGCGGUCGGUGUUCAAUUAUUGUAUACAUGUGUAUCUCGCGUUUUUAUUCUAAUUUUUAACCAUGACUUUUGCCUAUGUGAUAAGUUUUUAUUAUUGUGUAUGCGAAUAUUCGGGAUGCGAAGCAAUAUUGAGUGUUUUACAAACGAGAUAAUAGCGGCGAGCACCCUCAGCGUUUUUAGCAGUGAAUGUGUCCGCUUUGUUUCAUUCGUAGCUCGUCGCACUUUGUACCUUUUUUACUCUUUUUACGUUUUGAACAAAAAUGAUCAUGCUAUUAAAAAAUUUCUUAACAUCGGACUAAUGCAAAAAUUGUGCAAAAAUAUUUCAGAUAAACGGAUGUUCCGAGAUGAUUACGCAAGCGGCACGCGAGACGCGCGGAAAACGUGAUCGCGCGCUCUUCGAGGCCUCCGACUGGCAGACCGCAGUGGUAAAACCACCUGCACACACGCGUUCAAGCUACCGACGAGGAAGCGUCUGCUCGAGGGUCGUCUGGGCGUAGUCGGGCCGUCGUCCAAAGCUCGUCGCGCGAAAGAAGCGCUAAUAGAGGACGAAAUUAAGACUCUAUUUUUAGCAAGCGAAAAACUGACGCGAGUUGUCGGCGUCGCCGCCGAAAUCGUGUAUAUUGUAAUGAUUUGACAGGGAAAAAUCACGUAAGAAAAAGUUUUGGCAGGAUUCACGGAUAUUUGAAGACAACAAUAAGUCGACGCGAAAUUUCACGGUUGGCCAAUUAAUUAUCUGUUGGCAAACUAUAUUUUGAUGUAUCAAAUCGCGUUUGCUUUUCUAUUUCAGAGAUGCAUGAAAAGUUGGAAAAUGCGACCAGUUGUUAAAAAUGACGGGUGCUCGCAACUAUCGUUGGCUCACUCUAGACUACAUAGAGACUAACUUGUACAUAGUCGUUUACGCGAGAGAAGUUAAUAAUUAUACAAAUAUAAAGGCAUAAGUACGCGCAUUGUUCAUUUGGAUCCAGCGAAACGAAAAAACAACGUCCUUGUUUAUCUAUCUGUCUAUCUAAAUCCUUUGACUUUCAACCUUCUUUCUUCUGAGACACAGACUUCGCGAACGAUCCGCUGCGCACGACAACCUCUGGCAUUCGCUCUUGCAAGUGUCAGACCGACGUUAAAUCACUCGUGAAACGAGGCUCUCGCAGCUUACGUUUCCUCUCCCCGGUGCCAUAAUCUCUCGCACUUUUCGAAAAUCGCGACCUCGCAGUCGCACAAUACUCUCUUGGAAUGUCGCUAUGGAUACGUGUAGAACCCGGUACACAGAUCUUAGACUUUUACUAUACAGACCAGCUGCUACAAAACGUCAUUCCAGUACACAGCGCGAUCUCUCGUCUUUUCCGUGAUACGCAUUCAAAGCGUCUUUUUUUCUAUUAUCCGCGAUGUGCAAAUUGUAAGGAUGUAACACUUUUUACACUCCAUGCAGAGCACGACGGUCUUCCUCUAGUCCGUCUGUCUCUAGUUAAUCCUCGCGUCUCUUUUUUCGCUAAUGCUCUCUCUUAUACAGAGAAACCUUCUUGCUUCAACUUCUACUCUUGAUUCUCGACAUUCACACGCACGCCCCUGCUUUUUCGAGUCGCUCGAUUCUAAUUUUGUAUCUCUGCGUAGACUGCAAACUGCCUCGACGAAGCAAUAUAUAGAUAUAUAUUAUAUACCCUGUGGACACACACGCUGCACUUCCGCAGAAUUCUUAGUUACAAAACGUUGAAAAAAAUAACGAAACCCUGUGCAAAUGGCAAACAGUUAAAAAUAUAUAUUUUAAAUAAUAUUAAUAUAUAUAUAUAUUAAUAUAUAUAUAUAUUAAUUAUAAAUGUAUAAAUAUUAGAUAUCCGAGACAGUGCAAAUAUUUUCUUGUACGCAAAAGACCGUAGUAGUACUCUUACUUGAGAGUAGUAGUGAUAAAACUCUUAGCGCUUUAUGUAAGUUUUUAUUAUUAUUGUAAAGUUGUCUGCUAGCUUCCUCUAUUAUAUUACUUCCUACUACCCUUAGCCGCCCCCAACCACCAGACACUUUUAUUUGCUAUUGUGUUGAUUGUACGUAUUAUUUAAAUACAGCUAUUAUGUAUACAUAGAGAGAUUUUAAAGAAUUCAUAUGAUAAACAAAAUUAUUAAUUAAUGAACUGGUAUACCGAGGUAUUGUGUCCGUUACGUUGGCAUUGUGUUUUGCAGACGCGUUGUACGAUGAUAUUAUAUUAUUAAAUAUUGAUUAUAAGAUUAUGUUUAUUAUCAUUAUUACCGAUAUUAUUAUUAUUUUUAAUUUCACUAUAGUUAUGAUUACGAUUACUAUCAAUACUUAUAUUUUUAAUGUCAUGAACUUUUUUGGCUGCUCGCGAGCAACGAUUAGUAUGAAUUUUUCAUCGGUACUUUGCGUUUCCACUCUUUUCCUCCGAUUUACCAUUUGACUUUUGUGUAAUAACGACGAUGCUCGGCGUUUCGAAGAAAUACGUCACAUUCGUACAAUAGCAUACAAACUGACACGAAGGGAGGAGGAUAAGGAGAAGAAAUGAAACGAUUGGGCGUUGAGAAUCUCUGUACUUUUUAUUUGGAUUCUGCACCGUACACGUACCGAAAGCUAAAAUAUGAAUGAAAAAAAGCACACAUCGGCAGUUAUGAUUUUAUCUGUAGCUAUAUUAUUAUUAUUAUUAUCUCUAUCCUUGGCAGAAGAAAAAAGAAAGAAAUAAAUUAUUGUUUGUACUUUUG